Teleopsis dalmanni is the source of this 1795-nucleotide messenger RNA. Its product is annotated as esterase B1-like. Bases 42 to 1727 code for a protein of 561 amino acids. The transcript has 5 exons. The record is from RefSeq and is a predicted model, not a curated record. Lineage: Eukaryota; Metazoa; Arthropoda; Insecta; Diptera; Diopsidae.
CUUCAAGUUGUUAUAUUAUAAAAAUAUAAACAAAAUAGAAAAUGAGUCGCCUUAGUUUUAUAGAUGUGGGAAAACUUGUAUCGAAAGCUGUUAAAUUCAAGUAUGAUCAAUACAGCAAGCAAACUAAUAUAACAGAGAUAGUUAACACAGACAAAGGUCCAGUGAAAGGCGUAAAGCGUUUAACAGUAUGGGAUGACGCCUACUACAGUUUUGAAAAAAUUCCAUUUGCUAAACCACCACUUGGAGACUUACGCUUCAAAGCCCCUAUUCCAGCUGAACCAUGGACAACAGUAUUAGAUUGCACAGCACACGCGAAACCACCUUUACAGAAAGGAAUAUUUUAUAAGAAAUAUAAAGGUUCAGAAGAUUGUUUGUAUUUAAACGUUUUCACAAAAGAAAUUAAACCCACAACUCUACGACCUGUAAUGGUAUGGAUUUAUGGUGGCGGUUUCCAAAGAGGAGAAGCAACACGCGAGUUUUAUAGUCCCGAUUAUUUUAUGUCAAAAGAUAUUGUUUUAGUCAGCAUAGCUUAUCGCUUGGGUCCACUUGGUUUUUUGAGCAUAGAUGAUCCAGCUGUUAACGUACCAGGCAAUGCCGGUAUUAAGGAUCAAAUACUCAGUUUGAAGUGGGUGCAAUCAAAUAUUGCUGCUUUUGGUGGUGAUCCAAAUAAUGUCACACUUUUUGGUGGAAGCGCAGGUGGUGCUUCAACACAUUUCUGUAUGCUUACAGAACAAUCUAAAGGUUUGUUUCACAGAGCUAUUUUAAUGUCCGGCAGCGCAUUAUGUCCGUGGGCUAUGGCACCGCAAAAUCAUUGGGCCAUCCGACUAGCACAAAUUUUACAUUAUAAAGGUGAUGAAAAUUGUAGUGCCGAUAUUUAUAAGUUUUUGUCACAAAGUAAAGGCGAAGAUUUGAUAACAGCAGCUAGCACUAUUUUAAAUGAUAAGGAAAGGCAUAAACGUGUAUUGUUUCCUUUUACACCUACUGUGGAAUCCUAUGAAACUGAACAAGCCACAUUAAUUGGAUCUGCAUAUGAUAUGCUUGAAAAAACUUGGAGUAAUAAAAUACCUAUCAUUAUAAGUGGUACCAGUUUCGAGGGAUUACUAUUUUACCCAGAUACCAUUAAACGUUCCGCUACUUUAGAUGAAGUUGAAAAUUGUGAGCAUUUACUUCCUGCUGAUAUAGAUUUGAAUCAAACAGAUGAAAAGUUAUUGGAAUAUGGUUUAAAACUAAAAACCUGUUAUUUCGGCGAAAAUGGAUGUAAUAGAAAAGAUAUAAUGAAAUUCUUAGAGUUGGAGUCUGAUCGAGAGUUUUGGCACCCAAUCUACCGUACCGUUCUAUAUCGGUUAUGUGCUAACUCAGCACCAACCUAUCUCCUACGUUUUGAUUUUGAUUCUAAGGAGGGCAAUUACGUUCGAAACUUAGUAUGCGGUAAAGACAUCCGCGGAGUUUGUCAUGCUGAUGACGUGAGCUAUAUAUUUCGUGGCGCAAUUAGCGGCACUCAUAUAACGAACUCUCCUGAAGAUUUAGUCAUAAGAACGAUGAUUAAUAUAUUUACAAGUUUUGCAAUAACUGGAAAUCCAAAUUGUCAAGAACUUGCUCAUGUGAAUUUUGAACCAGUUAAGAAUUCUAGUGAAAUAAUGUGUCUCAAUAUUUCCCACAAAACAGAGUUUAUAAAACUACCAGAGCUGGACAAAAUGAAAGUGUGGGACAGUUUUUAUAGAAAGUGAUAUUUUUAGAUCAAUUAGACAAUUGUUUUUUUAUUUUUUAUAAAAAUAGAAAAUCAAAAAACAACAAA